GCGGGCAGCUACACCAUGGUGCUGGAAACCAGCAAGGGACGCAGGAGUGUGACGGAGCAGAUACAGGUCAAGGCCAACUCGGACGGGGUGUUGCUGCUGACGUUCCCAGGGAAUACAAACGGUGUCAUCUACAGUGACCUCAACUACUCAGUGAUCCUGCAGUGGGUGGCUUCCGUCAACCCUGAGCCUGUGCUACGAUGGACCUUCAAUGGGAAGCCUCGCGGGACUGGGGAGAAGCUAAUUAUUCAGAGGUUGUCCUUAGAGGAUCUGGGCACCUACGUAUGCUUCGCCGAGAAUAGCCAGGCAGUGUCUUUCUCCAGGCCUGUGACUAUCUCGCUGCCACAAGCCAAUGUGGAUCCCACAGACCCCGCGCCUGUCCAGCCGGACCCCACUCUCUCCCUGUCAGGAGGAUCUGCCAUCGCCCUCAUCGUGGCUGCAUUUGUGGGGAUCGUGUUACUGAUUGGAAGCAUAGUCUUCACCUUAAUCCAGAAGUGAAGGUACUUUCCGUCCCUCACUCCCAUCCACUCAGCCCCCACAAGGCACAGAACUUGCCCUGCAGCGAGACUGAAGCCAGACCAACGGCCUCAUCCCAAGGAGCUUUUAGCUCAUCCAGAAAGGAUGACAAAAACAGAAAGGAUGACACUGACCCCUGAUGUGCCAUCAUCCAUUCUCAAAGUGGCCUCUGGGGAACAAAGAGACAGGAGAGGGUUCUGGAGCUAGGGCCAUCUCUUUUGGGGGAGGGGACAGGGUAUUAGGUGUUUUCUUUUUUUUUCAUUUUUUUAAUGGAGGUACGAGAUUGAACCCAGGACCUCGUGCAUGCUAAGCAGGCAUUAUACCA
Molecule: messenger RNA, 838 nt
Organism: Vicugna pacos (alpaca)
Lineage: Eukaryota; Metazoa; Chordata; Mammalia; Artiodactyla; Camelidae
Gene: IGSF23
Product: immunoglobulin superfamily member 23
Source: RefSeq, a predicted model, not a curated record